Ochotona curzoniae (black-lipped pika) is the source of this 868-nucleotide messenger RNA. RefSeq names its product DPY30 domain containing 2 (gene DYDC2). NCBI's taxonomy places the organism in Eukaryota, Metazoa, Chordata, Mammalia, Lagomorpha, Ochotonidae. The transcript has 4 exons. Bases 49 to 603 code for a protein of 184 amino acids. Gene Ontology annotation, cellular component: Set1C/COMPASS complex. The record is from RefSeq and is a predicted model, not a curated record.
GAGGGUGGCAAUGUGUGGGUAAGGCACUGGAGUCAUCCCCAGCCACUCAUGUAUGACCCCCAUGACCUGUCAUCUGACCAAAUACACCUGGAGCGUUUCAGCAAAAACAUCUCUGACUCUCUGAGCUAUUGGCAAGCCCCCAGGAUGGAAACAGACUAUCUGAAGAAGUGCUUUGGAAACUGCCUAGCCCAGGCACUGGCAGAAGUGGCGACAGUUCGGCCCAGCGAUCCAAUAGAGUACCUGGCUCACUGGCUUUAUCAUUACAGGGCAAUAGCUAAAGCCAAAGAAGAGGAUAGGCAGGAGACGAUCCAGCUGCAGGAGGACAAGGACAGUGAGCUCAAGGCGGCCGACAUCCCAGAAAUGCUGGAGCGAGGAGCGCAGCAGAUUCCACAGGAGAGUGGAGAGAGUCACCCGGACCUGGUUUCUGCAGCUGGUCCCUCAAAGAAGGCCCUCGUCACACAGGAAGGCUCAGAGUCCCCUAAGAAGGGAGCCUCGAGUCACGGAGCCCUGCCGAGUACUUCCAGUGCGAUUCCAGGCAUGCCACAAGAAGUGACUUCUUCAGAGUCAGCCGGUCAGGCGGACUGGAGCCUGGAAACACCCUAAGACAUAAAUUACUAGGAGGUUUAGCAGCACCAGUUGCUCCAGAAAUGGCUGCUGAUGCCUGAAGUGCCUCUCGGAUUGUCAGACAUCAAUAAUUCUAAGGAUCCUUCCCCGAGCACAUCAAACCAAGAAAAUGGCCAGCUAGAAGAGUUCUCACUUCAACCAAGAUUGGAACAGUCUGUAAAAGUCCCUUUCUCAUGCCGAGGAAACCCUGCAAUCAUGUGAUGAAUUGAAGUACUUACAGGAUAAAAUAAAGUCAGAAUAAGAA